GACGUGAGUGCUGUCUCUCCUGCUCACACUUUGGCCACAAAUCAAAACCGGUCCAUCUCGUUAACAAGCUGUGGUUUGUCACGUACAGCCUGAUUUCUUAUCCAGGUUUGGAUCGUGGAUGCUUUCCGUGUGUUGUGAUUCAGAAACAUUAUUAUGCUUCCUGUUAUCUUCUAGCAAUUUCUAGUCUCGUUAGAUAGUUCUCUAUAUAUACUCGUACAUCUUAACGACUUUCUUACGUGUGCUAUAUAUAUUCAUGAAUGUUGUAUGCUGUAGUGGAAAUAAUUUGUUUGAUUUCUUGGUACUAUAAUGUACGUCCUGGUUCUCCUGCUGUUGUUAUAUAGUGCUGGAACAUUCUGAAUCCGUGUAAGGAGAAGAAUCGCUCAUUCUAGUCUGGCUUCACGAUACUGAAUGUCAUGGGUACCACAAUCGUUACAACAGAGACCCAAAGCCUACGAGAUCCAACAUCAUAUAUUCGAAAAGGGACAGACCAGAAAUAUGCAAUUAAUGAGACCGCAGAGUCUAGCAACAGCAAAUUCUGGAGCCUGAUCGUGUGGAAAAAUGUCAUCUUAUUCCUUUAUGUGCAUUUGGCAGCGAUCUACGGAUUUUAUCUGGCAUUCACCAAAAUCAAAGGAAUCACAACUGUAUGGGGACUUGUUUACACCAGUUGCGGUGGCCUGGGAAUCACUGCCGGUGCGCAUAGGCUCUGGGCGCACCGCUCCUACAAAGCCACAUGGCAGCUGCGCAUCAUCCUCGGCAUCUUCCAGACCAUCGCUUUCCAGAAUCAUAUCUAUGAAUGGGCACGAGACCACAGAGUACAUCACAAGUUCUCAGAAACUGACGCCGACCCUCACAAUGCAAAACGGGGUUUCUUUUUCUCACAUGUGGGCUGGCUCCUUAUGAAGAAACAUCCUGACGUAAAAAGCAAAGGCAAAGUCGUGGACAUGAGUGACUUGGAAGAGGACUUCGUCGUCGUCUUUCAGCGACGAUACUAUUAUAUACUGAUGCCUCUCCUGACUUUCAUAAUCCCAACACUGGUGCCUGUGUUUCUGUGGAACGAGGACCCCUGGAUGGCGUGGUACUCCACUAUGUUUCGGUGGGUCUUGGCCCUGAACUGUACGUGGCUCGUAAACAGCGCUGCCCAUAUGUGGGGCAAUAAACCAUAUGACAAAAACAUAUCGCCAGCGGAGAACAUGUCUGUGGCCAUCUUGGCGUACGGAGAGGGGUUUCACAACUACCAUCACGUGUUUCCCUAUGACUACAAGGCAGCUGAACUAGGGGAUUACAUGUUGAACCCAACAACUGCGUUUAUUGACUUCUUCGCUCGCAUCGGAUGGGCGUACAGCUUGAAGACAAUGUCAAGGAAAACCAUCAUGGCGCGCAUAUUGAGGACGGGCGAUGGUACACACAAACGCAUCGGCAGAAGCAAUUCACCCGACUGUCACACCCAAGAAGAUCAUGUGUGGGGUUGGGGUGACGCAGACAUGAAAGAGGAAGACUGCAAGUUUGUGUCGGUACUUGAAGAAGAAGAAGAAUAAAAGACGUUAACUUAUUAAGAUCAGAAGACUCUGUGUGUGUUUUUGUAUGUGUUUGGGGGUUCUCUUCUAGCUUGCUGUCAAUUGAUACAGGUGACAUAUACGAUACGAUACCGGUGACCUUGGCAUCGAUAUAUUUUCCCCGGAAUUUAUCAUUUGCUUCAGGUAGGAAUAAACCAGAGAAACUAAUGAUAAAAUUGAAACAUUUCCCCCUUUCAACUACGUAAAAAUGUAUUAUAAUUUUAUAUUUUAUUAGAAGUAACGGCUGGGGAGCUGGGGUAGCCUAAUCAGUAUAGCGACUCUGCUACUGGCUGGACAGCCGAGGAGUUGGGGUUCGAGUCCGGGUAGAAGUAUGAUUCUUCUCCUUUCAAUGUUGUCGAGACCGGCUCUGGGGUCCACCCAGCCUCUUAUCAAAUGGGUACGGGGAGCUCUAUCCCCGGAGAUAAGGCGGCAGGGG
This is a messenger RNA of Cryptotermes secundus, 1989 nucleotides long. RefSeq names its product (11Z)-hexadec-11-enoyl-CoA conjugase. Bases 414 to 1535 code for a protein of 373 amino acids. Gene Ontology annotation, biological process: unsaturated fatty acid biosynthetic process. Gene Ontology annotation, cellular component: endoplasmic reticulum membrane. Lineage: Eukaryota; Metazoa; Arthropoda; Insecta; Blattodea; Kalotermitidae. The record is from RefSeq and is a predicted model, not a curated record. Gene Ontology annotation, molecular function: iron ion binding; stearoyl-CoA 9-desaturase activity. The transcript is spliced from 6 exons.